This is a messenger RNA of Rhea pennata, 1017 nucleotides long. Its product is annotated as coiled-coil domain-containing protein 74B-like. The transcript has 8 exons. The record is from RefSeq and is a predicted model, not a curated record. Bases 14 to 862 code for a protein of 282 amino acids. Lineage: Eukaryota; Metazoa; Chordata; Aves; Rheiformes; Rheidae.
GCCGGCGGCGGCCAUGGCGGCGGCGGCGGGCGAGCGCGGCCUGGCCUUCGUGCAGCAGCAGCACGCCGAGACGCUGGCGAAGCUGCACGAGGAGAUCGAGUACCUCAAACGGGAAAACAGAGAUCUUCACUACAAGCUCAUAAUGAACCCGAGUGCGCAGCCCCGAGAUAAUACAACUUCUACCUCAUCUUCUGCAAAGACCAGUUCAAGACACUGUUCAGCAUGUAACUCUACAGUUUCUCAGUAUUCGCUAAAACAGAGACUACAAACAAAACAAUCCAGAAAGCAUGAACAAAGGGCAGAAGAACAUGUGGUUCACAUAGUGCCUGCAGAAUCACAGCUACCCAGUCUACGUAUGGAAAAGUUAACUGAGGAAGUUCCUCCCAGAGAAUAUAGAGAAGUUUCUGAUAAAGCCACAUCCCCAAUAACUUCACUGACAAGUCCGAUUACAUGUACAACAACUCAAAUACCAGCAGCCUCUUCAAAUGACCUUCCUUCCUGGGACUGGAAGCCACCAACACUAGGAGAGUGUCAAGUAAUCAUUCGCCAGCUCUGGAGCAUCAAUCAGAUGCAGGCCCAACAGAUAGUGUAUCUGAAAUCAUGUUUGGAAAACAUUCACAAGACCAAAAGGAUUCCUGGAGACUACUUAAUCACCAGUCAAAUUGGGAAUCCAGAAGUCACAUGCUUGCCCAAAGUGUCACACAAGGAUACAGCUAGGAAAUGUUUGAUCGCUGCUCCAGUGCCUAUUACAAAAAAGGCAAUUUUGCCACCCCUGAAACAAACACUGGGGAACAGUUUUGUUGAGAGACAGAGGAGAACACAGGCUAUUCAAAGAAGCCGUCUUCAUCGAACUGCGCUUUAACUGAACAUUCUUCAUCUUGUUUCCUUCUGAGUGCUUUGAGAGUUCACACACACUUUCAUGAUAGAUUCUUCAGCUACUAUUACCACAUAUUUCAAGUAAAAGUUGAUUAUGAAUUCAUUUUGUCUGUCAUUUCUUCAAUAAAGUAAAGGAUCAGA